GGCCGCUCUGCCACGUGAUAUCUAUGCUCACGGGCCGCCAGCCGCUUCUCUGGUGCGGACACGGGACCGCCGUAAAGCCCCUCUUCCGACUCACUGAUGUGUCGUAAAACACGCAGGUACUCAGGACUUCGUUGCAGAUCAUAAUACUGUAGUUUGAUGUAAAAUAAAACCUUGGUUCUCUAACAUGGGAAAGAAACGAACAAAAGGGAGAAAUGUACAGCCAGAUGACUUACCGGAUGUACUGGAACCUGUGUGCAAACACCUUCGUAAAGGCUUGGAGCAAGGCCACCUGAAGAAAGUGUUGCAGAAUGUAGACUGGGGCUCUUGCCAGGACUGCCAAAAAUUGGACAAUGGGACGCAAGAUAAAUCUGAAGAAGAAGAAGAAGAAGACAAACCAUCAAUAUGGUUAUGUCUAAAAUGUGGCCACAGGGGCUGUGGCAGAAAUUCUCAAGAAAAACAUGCUUUAAAGCACUAUGAAACACCAAGAUCAGAACCUCAUUGUUUGGUUCUCAAUCUGGACAACUGGUGUGUGUGGUGCUACUUAUGUGAUAAUGAGGUCCAGUACAAUAGUUCUACUCAGUUGGGGCAACUUGUGGAUUAUGUUAGGAAGCAAGCUCUUAUGAACAUUGAGAAUAAAGUGUCUAAAGAGGAAGAAGACAAACCAGUAGAAAACAAAAAAGUAAAAGAUCACAGAAAUGAAGAAGAGAAGGAGAAAAAAGAGCUUUUAUUCAAAGACAAGGCUCACUUAAAUGGCAAUGCAGAAAUGACAGUGAAGGGUCUCAGCAACCUGGGAAACACAUGUUUCUUUAAUGCUGUUUUGCAGAACUUAUCACAAACCCCAGUUCUGAGAGAGCUCUUGAAAGAGAUUAAAAUGGCUGACUCUACAAUUACAAUUGAGCCCCCUGAAUUCUCAGUAGCAGAAACCCUAGAAGUUACACUUGAUCAGCCAAGACCCCUUACUUUAGCAAUGUGCCACUUUCUGACAGAAAUGCAAGAGACACAAAAGGGAACUGUGACUCCUAAAGAGCUUUUCUCCCAGAUCUGUAAAAAAGCCAUACGGUUUAAAGGGUAUCAGCAACAGGACAGCCAGGAGCUGCUUCGUUACUUACUAGAUGGAAUGCGAACAGAAGAAGUCCAAAGGAUCUGUGCUGGGAUUUUUAAGGCACUGAAUAAUUCUGCUGACAAAGAAAAUGAAGAACUAAAAAAGAAGAUCAAAGAAUAUGAAAAGAGAAAGAUAACACAGACCUUUGUGGAUCGUGUUUUUGGAGGCGAGUUAACAAGUACAAUAAUGUGUGAGGAGUGCCAAACUGUUUCAUUAGUGCAUGAGUCAUUCCUUGAUCUUUCACUCCCAGUUUUCAAUGAACAGGGUAGUAAGAAAAAAAUAGGUGAGAAAAACGUUAAAAAGAUACAGGAAAAUGAGAUGGAAAAUGAUGAAGACAACAUAGAAAAUGACUGUUAUUUGAAGGACCGAGAGGAGACUCCUGGUACAAGUAAGCAUCUUCAGAAAAAGGCAAAGAAAAUGGCAAGAAAACAAGCAAAGAACCAGCGCCGUCAGCAAAAGUUUCAGGAAAAGGUGAUCCCUCUAACAGACAGCUGUGCCUCUGAAAAAAAUGAAGUUGACCAUGGUUGUAGCAAUGGAACAGAAACUGUUGAAAGUCACUCUGAGAUAACUUGCCUAAAGCAAGAGGAAGAGUCAUUAAACCCAUGUGAAGACAGUAUAAAUGGACAUAAUAUAGCAACUGAAACCCAGAAUACAGGAAAGCACAAUGUAAACACAGAGAAUUCCGACCACAUAGCAAAUAAUGAAGUUAGUAUGGAAGUUCCCUCAGAAGGCUUAGUUUCUGUUGUGGAGUGUGUCAAUAAAUUUGACCAUUUGUCUCUCAAAGAAGAUAGUAUUGAGGAAGAUGAGGAUACUGCCAAUGGUUUUCACAAACUGUCCUUGGAUGAAGAAGCUGAUGAUGAUACAGAUAGCUUCAGUAAACUUCAUAAUUCAGAAACAAAAAUGUACGAAAUAGUGAAUGAGGACCCAGAAACAGCAUUUCGUACUCUUGCAAACAGAGAAGCAAUGAAUACAGACGAAAGCUCAAUCCUUCUUUGCUUAUAUCAGUUCACUCAUAAUGAAAAACUUUGUGAGAACAAUAAACUCCUCUGUGAUGUAUGCACACGCAGGCAGCUUUGUGGACCAAAGACUCCUGGAAAAAAUGCCAAGAAACAUGUAUACACUAAUGCCAAAAAGCAAAUGCUUAUUUCUCUUGCGCCUCCAAUUUUAACUCUUCACUUAAAAAGAUUUCAACAGGCUGGAUAUAAUCUCCAAAAAGUGAACAAGCACAUAACAUUUCCUGAAAUAAUAGAUUUGGCUCCUUUCUGUUCAGUUAAGUGCAAGAAUGUUGCAGAAGGGAGUUCAAGGGUCCUGUAUGCCCUAUAUGGAAUUGUUGAACAUAGUGGUACUAUGAGAUCUGGCCACUACACUGCUUAUGUGAAGACAAGAGCUACUGCCAACCAACUUUCUGAUCUUGUCCUCCAUGGCAGGAUUCAGCAAACAGAUACAGAAGAGACUGAAUCAGCCAAAGGACAAUGGUUUCAUAUAAGUGACACCCAGGUGAAAGCAGUGCCUAUAUCCAAAGUGCUGAAUGCACAAGCAUACCUCCUAUUCUAUGAACGACUACUGUAAAUUAUCUAAGGAACUGAGACUUGCUCUACAACCAAUUGAUCUGAAGGAAACUUGGAUUCAGCAAAUUAUGCAGCUGACCUGUGUACAUUUAUUUAAUUUGCAUUUUGAAAAUUUUACUCUUGGUUUUAAAUAAAAAAUACAUCCUUAAAACUAA
This is a messenger RNA of Sceloporus undulatus (fence lizard), 2825 nucleotides long. It is a transcript of the gene USP16, whose product is annotated as ubiquitin specific peptidase 16. The record is from RefSeq and is a predicted model, not a curated record. Gene Ontology annotation, cellular component: nucleus; cytosol. The coding region runs from base 185 to 2671 and encodes 828 amino acids. Gene Ontology annotation, molecular function: zinc ion binding; cysteine-type deubiquitinase activity; cysteine-type endopeptidase activity. Gene Ontology annotation, biological process: regulation of gene expression; regulation of cell cycle. Lineage: Eukaryota; Metazoa; Chordata; Lepidosauria; Squamata; Phrynosomatidae. The transcript is spliced from 18 exons.